Molecule: messenger RNA, 930 nt
Organism: Diaporthe amygdali
Lineage: Eukaryota; Fungi; Ascomycota; Sordariomycetes; Diaporthales; Diaporthaceae
Product: cell division control protein 14
Exons: 2
Coding region: 1-930 (309 amino acids)
Source: RefSeq, a predicted model, not a curated record
AUGGAGACCCUCCUCUCCGUCGCAUUCGACAACCUCUCGUCCUAUGACGGGCCCAAAGUUAAAAAGGGCCUGCGCCAGGUCGAGGGCCUGCUCGCUCAGAUCUGCCUCUCCGCCCACGCAGCCAACAAAAACAACAACACCAAUAACAAAUCGCCCACCACCCCACCUGCGCCCUUCGAUGGCUCAAAACAACAGCCAGCAACACCAGCGCCUUCCCGCUUCCCGCUCUCUGACCUGAGCGGCGAUGCUGCCUUUCGCGAGUUCUUCAAGCUGCAGGACGGGUUUCAGUGGAAUAUCGCCACGCGCCUGAUCCAGACCCUCGACCGGCUGCUAGCCAAAAGCGACGAUGGCAGCAUGGACCUGUUAAUGCUGACCGCCCUCGACUCGCUGCAGGGCGUCCUGCUGCUGCACCCUCCAAGCAGGCUGUUGUUCUCGCGCGAGCAGAGCAUGAACCUCCUCCUCGACCUCCUAGAACCCGUCAACUGCCCAGCCAUCCAGGCCGCCACCCUGCUGGUCCUGGUCGUCGCCCUGCUCGAGACCCCGCGCAACACCCGCACCUUCGAGAACCUCGACGGCCUGCUGACCGUCUCGUCCAUCUUCAAGUCGCGCUCCACCGCCCGCGACGUCAAGUUCAAGACCAUGGAGUUCCUCUACUUCUACCUCAUGCCCGAGACCCCCUCCCUGCCACGCGCCGGCUCUGACGGCUCCGGCGCUGCCGCCCUGCUGCAGCGCAGCCCCAGCAAACUGGGCCGGGCGUUCAAAAAGAGGGAUGACGGAGGCGGUGCGAACGGGGCCGGUGGUGCUGCCAGCGAGGACAACACACUGAACCAGCAAGUCAAGCAGGAGAUGCUGCGACGGCAUCUGCCUAAUGUCGAUGAGUUAGUCAAGGAUUUGCAGCAGUAUGCUCCUUUUGGAGGGGCUGUUGCUUGA